GCAGCUCAUAAUGACGUAUUAAAAGGGUGCCUGCUGCAGACAUUUAAGACACAGCGUCGUUUCAAAGACAACAACAACAAUAACGACACCAGUCAGAAGUUAACAACCCGACCGAGCCCCGCGGAGUUGUAUUUAAUUUAUUUAUAAAUGGUGUUGGGCUCCCGUUGACAAGGCGUGGACGACAACAACAGUAAGUUGUGUUGUUUGUGACGCAGCGGUGUUGCGGAGACAGAAUGAACAAUCUUUGGUGUGCCUCCACAAUACGGCCGAUUCAAUUUCCAUUACAACUCAGACCUGUGACAGAAAUCCUCUGCCUGCUGCUAUAUUAUUACUGUUAGCCACAGGUUUUCAGCACGGUCCAUGCUUUUUGUGUGCAGCACAGCUACUAAACAGAAUCCCGUGUGCUGCCAUGGACAGUGUGGAGAUGGAAUCUGUCCAGAUUAAAGAGGAGUUCCCUGAACUUGAACUUGUCCCCAUUAGAGUGGAGUUCUCUAGGCUGGCUUCCCUCCCCAUUAAACAGGAGCUCUGUGAGAAGCAAUGUGACAGCAGUCAGUCAGAGGUCUCUGAGAUUAAAGCUGAGCACAAUGAAUUGGAGAUCCCCCAGACAGAAGAACCCCUUCCUGUUAAACAAGAAGAGGUGCUGGAAACUGUCCGUAUUAAGCAGGAGCCCCCUGAAGUAGAGUUUGAGCACAUGGAACCAGGGAAGGAAGAAUCUGAGGACUUCAAACCAAACAUCCCUGAGCUGGCGCCUGUACGCCUGCGGGAGUGUAGCGUGGUGCUGGAGAGAAUCUGCGUGAGAGAGCAAGGCGCUGGAGAGGAAGGCUCUCCCAACAGCAUGCAAGGAGGUGGAAAGGAAGACGGGCGCUCCCAUUCAGAAUGCAGUCUAGCAGGUUCCAGUCCAGCAGCUAAAGCGAGGGCGGGCACUGGAGAAUAUCCUGACAGUGGGAAAGGUUUAACCCAGCUAGGGCAUUUAAAAAUACACCAACAAACUCACACAGGAAAGAAACAGUAUUGCUGCUCUGACUGUGGGAAGAGUUUCAGUUAUUCAGGACACCUGAAAACACACCAGCGAAUUCAUACAGGAGAGAAACCGUAUCACUGCACUGACUGUGGGAAGAGUUUCAAUGUGUUGCAAAACCUGAAAACACACCAGCGAAUUCACACUGGAGAGAAACUGUGUAUCUGCACUGACUGUGGGAAGAGUUUCAAUGUCUUACAAAAUCUGAGAAGACACCAGCGAAUUCACACAGGAGAGAAACCGUAUCACUGCUCUGAUUGUGGGAAGAGUUUCAGUGUGUUACAAAACCUGAAAACACACCAGCGAAUUCAUGCAGGAGAUAAACCGUGUCACUGUUCUGACUGUGGGAUAAGUUUCAGUCAGUCAGCACACCUGAAAACACACCAGAGAAUUCACACAGGAGAGAAACCGUAUCUCUGCACUGACUGUGGGAAGAGUUUCAGUGUGUUACAAAACCUGAAAAGACACCAGCGAAUUCACACAGGACAUAAACCGUGUCACUGUUCUGACUGUGGGAAGUGUUUCAGUCAGUCAUCACACCUAAAAACACACCAGAGAAUUCACGCAGGAGAGAAACCGUAUCUGCUUUGACUGUGGGAAGAGUUUCAGUCACACACAAUCCCUGAAAGCACACCAGCACAUUCACACAGGAGAGAAACCCUAAGGACAAUGUUCAUUCAGAAAAAACAAUAACUUUGCAUUAUGAAUCCCUGUGUGAUUACUGUGUUGUGUAUCGCUUUUAAGAACAUACAUUUUAACCACCCAGCUGCCCAUUUAUUUUGGCAAUUCCCCCAAUGGCAGCAUUAUAUAAGUAUAAAUAUAUUCUCACAAGAGUGACAAAUUUGGACUUGCAUGCGCUCCACAUGGAAAUCGCGGCAUAAGCAGCUAGGUGGUUAAAUGGUAAAAAUGCUCUUCCACUCUCUUGCACUCUGAUUGUGUCAGAAAGUGGGCGGAGACGCGGACACGUCACAAGAGGCUUCUCUGCUGUCAGUUUAACUCAGGCUGUCAAUGCAGUCAGUGCCUGGGAGCGGGAAUAUGCAGAAAGGAAACUAUUCUGCACCUCAUCUGAUGGACGAGUCAGGAGAAAUUGAUAACUCAGUGUGGGGAAUGAGUUUCAGGGUUUAGCAUUUAAACUGCAUAGACUUGAAAAUAAAUAAAUUGAUGGAACGAGUAUCCCGACCCCGGUAUGUAGCAUCCCAGAGACAAGACUGCACCGUCCUUACUGGACAACCGCCUGGAGGGUUUGUCUUGUAAAUUCAUCAUGAUUCUAAAACUAAUAAAUGAUUAUGGCCUAUAAUGCACCUGGAUUCUGUGGGAGACAUUUGUAGUUGUAAUUUAAUGUACCGUACCAUGACAUUUCAAUUAUUAACCCUAUGAGACUUGAGAUGCUGUGAUGUUAAUGAAGUUUGUCUUUCCCUUUCCUCCCCCCAAAACAGCCUAAAACUACUUCAAAGGACUAGAUAUCAGUAACCUGCCAGUCUUGCCUAAACAAACAAAGCUGAUUCUUCUCUUUUAAUUAAGAAUGUCUGUCUGAAAGAAGAAGGGGAGUUGGUGACCUGUGUAGCUGCGUAGAGUAGGUUCCGUUAGCAUUACAGAUUCAAGAUUGACUCAAAACCUCAACAUAAUUAAAGAAAUUUAAAAAAAAGUAAAACGAAGAGCUAGAGACUGCGUUUUGGCUCGGUGGGAACCUGCCUGCAAGUCUAAAACAGCGUUUCAUUCGGUUUGUACCCUCUGCUACUUGGAUACCAAGACCAAAAUCGCACAGUGAGUGCUGAAGCUGCGCGGGAAUCGGAUCCACGCGCUGUGACUGCUGAAGCUGCGCGGGAAUCGGAUCCACGCGCUGUGACUGCUGAAGCUACACGGGAAUCGGAUCCACACGCUGUGACUGCUGAAGCUGCGCGGGAAUUGGAUCCACGUGCUGUGACUGCUGAAGCUGCGUGGGAAUCGGAUCCACGCGCUGUGACUGCUGAAGCUGCGCGGGAAUCGGA
Acipenser ruthenus (sterlet) is the source of this 3006-nucleotide messenger RNA. RefSeq names its product zinc finger protein 664-like. Bases 410 to 1609 code for a protein of 399 amino acids. The record is from RefSeq and is a predicted model, not a curated record. Gene Ontology annotation, molecular function: DNA-binding transcription factor activity; RNA polymerase II cis-regulatory region sequence-specific DNA binding. Lineage: Eukaryota; Metazoa; Chordata; Actinopteri; Acipenseriformes; Acipenseridae. Gene Ontology annotation, biological process: regulation of transcription by RNA polymerase II. The transcript is spliced from 3 exons.